Molecule: messenger RNA, 2010 nt
Organism: Prorocentrum cordatum
Lineage: Eukaryota; Dinophyceae; Prorocentrales; Prorocentraceae
Source: the annotation of a GenBank genome assembly
AUGCCGGUGUCGAGGGGCGACGCGCUGAACUACUGCGAGGUGGUCGGCGUCGAGCUGCGGGGCGCCGAGCUGGUGGUGGCCGCCUCGGUCGUCGGCGUGCUGCAGCCCGCCUCGUGGGCGAGGGUCACCACCCUCGGCCAAGCAGGCCUCCAGUUGCCGGGCCGCGCGGCGGCUGGAGAGCCGGCGGGCGGCGCGCCGGGGACGGACGAGGACGAAACCGCCCUGCGGCUGGCCUUCGACUGCCCCGCGGAGCUGCAGAGGGCCGAGGACGUGCUCUUCUGCUACGCCCCGGGCUACAGCACCGUCUCGAUCCUCGAUUCCAUUCUCGGCUCGCUGCUGGACGACCUGCUGUCGGACUGCGGCAGUCCGGGCACAGCCCCCGCCGCGCCCGAGCCCACGGCGCCCGCCCGCGCAGUGCAGGAGGCGUGCCAGGCGGUGGCCUGGGCGAUCGCCCGGGCCAGCUCCCGGGGCCCCGCGGCGCGGCCAGCGCUGGAGCCGGCCGCGGACAGCGCCAGGGACAGCGAGGGCUCUAGCAAGCGGGAGGACGGCUUCACCCAGAGGAGGUCUUCGUCUGGCUCUGGGCUUCUACGUCCACAGCAUCAGCCUUCGGGUGCAGCGCUGGCCCGCGCCGAGGCGUUGUGCGCGGCAGUGGAGGGCGGCCACGGCAAGCUCGCCGCCGCGCUCGACACCCGGGCCCGCUGCCUGCGCGCCCUGCGUGGCUGCUGGCCCGCCGGUGACGCCGCGGCGCUGGCCGCGCAGCUCGGGCCGGACGACGGGGUUCACGCCCUGUCGGCCAUGCGGUUCGUGCUGGCGGUGCUGGAGCUGGCAUGGCCCUCGGUCUCCAAGGGCCUGCGGGAUGUGGCCACCCCGCGGGCGGAGCUGGACGCGUGCCAGGGCGUCGUCGCCAGGCUGAGCGCGUUGUUCGCAGUGGUCAAGAGCUUGACGAGGUCGGUGCGCGUCUCCAGGGCCAACGGGCCACUCCCGUCGGUGUGCAAGCAGCUGCGGAGCGCGCUGGAAAGCGCCUUGGCGGCCGAGGGCCGCGUCCCUGGGCGCGCACCGCCCGCAGCGCAGCCGAAGGCCGUGCCCGCCGGCGGCACCCGCCUACGCUGCGGCCAGCGCGACCCCGCGGCGCGGCUCCCCGCCGCGCGAAGCGCGGCCGCGGCCGCGCGCGAGCGCCCGGCCGCCGAGACGGAGCUCUGGCUGCACGGCAGCGGUGCCGCGGCCGGCGGAGAGCGGGGCGGCGGCCGGGCCAACAUGGCGGCAGAGGCCGCGUUGGGCUCGGCAGCUCCGAAGGCGUUUUUCUGCCUGCUGAUCGCCAACCUCCAGUGCUGGGCGGCUUGGCUAGCAGUGCCAUUGGAGGAGCAGCUAACGGAACUAAGGGCGGUGGCAAAGGUUGGCGGGGGCAAGGGAGGCCUGGCGGUGCCCUUGGCGGCCGGCGCGGUGCCACAGCUCUCCCUUCAAGAUGCCACUCAACUCGCAGAGCUGUCACGAAAGGCUGGCGACCUGGCUAGCGCAGAGAAGUACGGCCAGCUCGCGCGCAAGCUACACGACGAGGCUCAUCCAGCGCAGAAGCGCCAGCAGGACCUCGACAACCAGUAUCGGUACAUCGAGCUACUGCGUCAGAAGCUCCAGGAGGCUGACGAUACCUACAAAGCAACCUCGACGAGCUCCAGCUGUCGUGCGCUGUCGGACAUGGUGGACCCGAGCUUCGAUUUGGGCAAGAUCAUCGAGCUUGACGGGCCGGUUGCGGACGCCAGCUUGGAGAGCGAGAUGGCUCCCGAGGACCUCAAGGAGAUCGAGGACCGGCGCGGCCAGCUCGGCGAGGCUGUCCAAAAGUUGGCCGAGGAAUUGCUCGGCCCGCUGGCGGGACAGGCCCGGCCCGAAAAGGGGCCUCACAAGGCCCACAUGCAGCGCCUGGCCGCCAGGAGGCGCCGCGCUGGCGCUCCUCAGCACGGCGCUGCUGCUGCAGCGGAGGUUUCUGCUGCGGGGGGGAAGGGCGCGUUAGAAUGA